ACAUUUUAUAAACUGAGCAAGUUGUCCUGGUGUACUUUGUUCUUUGAGAAAACAAAUCCUAGUUUUCACCACACAGCUUUAGUGAUCAUGUCUUGGUAUGGACGUUCUCUGUUUGGAGGCGGCAGCCGCACCGCUGGUGGAGUUGCAUCAGUUGCCAAUGCCAAGGAACUGAGCAAAGCAAGCUACGCCUCGGAAUCUAAUCAAGUGAGCCGGCCUGUCAUGAUUGAUGCUGAGGGAAGGAAAAUGCCAGUCAUCGUGUGCACUUCCAACCAAAGUGAGCAGAGCUAUCUGGUUGAAACAAUAGAGCCUAUCCGCACACCUUUGGUCUCAGAAUAUACACAUGGCUCACCACCAAAGGCUGAUCCGGUGAAAAACUAUGGGAACGGAUAUAGCCCCCCAACAAAGGCAGAGCCAGUGGAAGAUUACGUACGUGAUGAUGACAACCAGCGGAGGCAUUCGAGUCCUGCUCGUGAUCGCCCUCGAGAAGUUGAGGUCUUCCUCAACAAAGUCCAGACUGAAGCUAUGCGUAGGCCAAGUCGUUCAGCAUGGGCGCCUGCAACACCAAGAAAUGAUACCAAACUCGACACACCUACAUCUGAUAUUGCCACAGCCAUGGAGAAUUUGAAGGAAGGGGCAAGGGGUUUAUCUGUCACCAAUGUGCCUCCACAGUCCCGGUACAAUAUACCACUCUCAACAGGGCCAAAAAGAGAUACCUAUUCAGACACCAUUGACAGCAGUGUAAGGCGGUAUGGCAACUUGAAUAUAUCAUCUCGGCCGCGAACCACUGGUGACACUUACGACAGUAGAGAGGCUGCUAAGAGGUAUGGCGGUGCAAGUAUUGCUUGAAAGCCUCAAGUCAAUGCUUCCCUGCACACUUUUACUUUAGGUCUACGGGGUUACCUGAAAUUAAUUAAAGAGGAUUUAUAUCCACGAAUCUACAGCUUGAAUCUUCUCAGUUCAGUGCUUCCUGGGAAGUUUGAUCGGCUACUUAUCUUAACGUCAUUUAUCUGAUAUUGUACUAAGGUUUUAUAGAAAUCAUAUAUGCAAUAAACUUCAGUGGUAUUGAUUUA
Carya illinoinensis is the source of this 1070-nucleotide messenger RNA. RefSeq lists its product as uncharacterized. The coding region runs from base 88 to 846 and encodes 252 amino acids. The transcript has 2 exons. The record is from RefSeq and is a predicted model, not a curated record. NCBI's taxonomy places the organism in Eukaryota, Viridiplantae, Streptophyta, Magnoliopsida, Fagales, Juglandaceae.